Messenger RNA from Diospyros lotus (date-plum), 499 nucleotides. RefSeq names its product auxin-induced protein X15-like. Lineage: Eukaryota; Viridiplantae; Streptophyta; Magnoliopsida; Ericales; Ebenaceae. Gene Ontology annotation, biological process: response to auxin. The record is from RefSeq and is a predicted model, not a curated record. The coding region runs from base 4 to 309 and encodes 101 amino acids. The transcript has a single exon.
GCCAUGGAGAAGCUCCAAAAGAGUCUCUUGCUAGCCAGAAGUCGGCCAGCCUGCGACCUCCUCAACGAUUUUGACGAUAUCGCAGACACGACGACAUACGAUAUUCAUGUUCCUAAGGAUGUGAAAGAAGGCCACUUCGCUGUGAUUGCAGUGGACAAGAGAUUCGUGGUUCCACUCAGUUAUCUCAGAGAUCCUUCCUUUCUCAGGCUGCUGCAGCAAGCAGAAGAAGAGUAUGGCUUCGACCACGACGGCGCGCUCACUGUUCCUUGCCAACCCAGCGAGCUCGAGAGGAUACUGGCCGCUUGUUAAUUAAUUAAUUAAUUUGCUCCACGCACACACAGGAUGCAUAUAUAUAUAUAUAUAUAUAUCUGUUCUGAUGCUGACUAACUAGGGGUUUGUUCAAAUAACCUUUGCGAAGAAAGUUAAGCUCUUUUUGGAAGUGGGUUCCAUGAAAACAGUUUCUUGCAUCUUAAUCAUAAACACGUGGAUCAAUAAAUAA